This is a messenger RNA of Vicia villosa (hairy vetch), 2308 nucleotides long. RefSeq names its product DELLA protein 1-like. Gene Ontology annotation, molecular function: sequence-specific DNA binding; DNA-binding transcription factor activity. The record is from RefSeq and is a predicted model, not a curated record. Gene Ontology annotation, cellular component: nucleus. The transcript has a single exon. The coding region runs from base 184 to 1968 and encodes 594 amino acids. Gene Ontology annotation, biological process: regulation of seed dormancy process; negative regulation of seed germination; hyperosmotic salinity response. Lineage: Eukaryota; Viridiplantae; Streptophyta; Magnoliopsida; Fabales; Fabaceae.
CGUUCCUCCUUAUCUUUUUCAUUUUCACUCUCUUCUAUCUCCGUUUCCCCUUUCUCCUCUCUCAAACCCUUUCUUUCCAUUUCUGAAAUUCAACCCAUGAUAUCACCCAAUUCAAUUUCUAAACUCUAAUAUUAUAAUCUUCUAAUCUUUUAAACUACUCAAUUUACAAAUUUCUCCAACAAGAUGAAGAGAGAUCGCCAAGAAACCUCUGCUGGAGGAGGUGUGAAUAGCAACAACAACAACAAUAGCAACAACUUUGUUAGUGUACGAGGUGAAUCUUCAUCAAUGCAGAGCAACAGCUUCAACGGCACAAACGGGAAACAAAGUUUGUGGAGGGAAGAAAAAGAAAACAGCGGCGGAAUGGACGAGUUACUAGCGGCAUUAGGUUACAAGGUUCGUUCUUCAGACAUGCUUGACGUUGCUCAAAAGCUUGAACAGCUUGAGAUGGUGAUGGGUAGUGCUCAAGAAGAAGGAAUCAACCACCUUGCUUCAGAUACUGUUCACUACGACCCUACCGAUCUAUACUCAUGGGUUCAAACCAUGCUCACUGAACUCAACCCUUCCACCGAUUCACAAAUCAAUGACCCUUUAGAUGCUUCUUCUUCCAUCUUCAACGAUAACUCUCAGUAUGAUCUCAGUGUCAUUCCUGGAAUGGCCGCGUACCCACCUCAAAGCGUUACCCAGAACAACGAAAGCGAGGAUUCUAACAGCAACAAGAGAUUGAGGACAUGGGGGAGCGAAACGGAGUCGGAAGAUAUUUUUCUGCCGGCGGUGGCUUUGUCUCCGCCGGCGGAGACUACGAGACCGGUGGUUCUCGUUGACUCGCAGGAAACUGGGGUUCAUCUUAUUCACACUAUGAUGGCAUGCGCUGAUGCGAUUCAGCGUGAUGAUCUCAAGAUUGCUGACAGACUGGUGAAGAAUAUUGGGAUAUUGGCUUCGUCGCAAACCGGAGCGAUGGGGAAAGUCGCUUCGUAUUUCGCACAAGCACUUUAUCGGAGAAUCUACAGAGUCUCACCAGAUGAAACUCUGGAUUCGUCUUUAUCUGAUGCUCUUCACAUGCACUUCUAUGAGUCUUCUCCUUAUCUGAAAUUCGCUCACUUCACAGCGAAUCAAGCUAUUCUGGAAGCUUUCGCCGGUGCCGGAAGUGUUCACGUUAUUGAUUUUGGUCUCAAACAAGGGAUGCAGUGGCCGGCGCUUAUGCAAGCACUUGCAUUACGUCCCGGUGGUCCACCAAUUUUCCGGUUAACCGGAAUCGGGCCACCGCAGACGGGUAACACCGAUGCUUUACAGCAGGUGGGUUGGAAAUUGGCUCAGCUUGCUCAGACCAUUGGUGUUCAGUUCGAGUUUCGUGGAUUCGUUUGCAGCAGUCUCGCGGAUCUUGACCCGAAUAUGCUCGAGAUCCGACCCGGUGAAGCUGUUGCUGUUAACUCCGUUUUUGAGCUUCAUACCAUGUUGGCCCGACCCGGUUCCAUUGAUAGGGUUCUCAACACUGUUAAGAAGAUUAACCCUAAGAUUCUGACUAUCGUGGAGCAAGAAGCGAAUCACAACGGACCGGUUUUCAUGGACCGGUUCACGGAGGCUUUGCAUUAUUACUCGAGUUUAUUUGAUUCUCUGGAGGGUUCUUCUAAUUCGAACCAACCCGGGUCUGGUUCUUCGAGUCAGGAUCUGUUGAUGUCGGAGCUUUACUUGGGGAGACAGAUAUGCAACGUGGUGGCUUAUGAAGGUGUGGACCGAGUCGAGAGACACGAGACAUUGACUCAGUGGAGGUCGAGGAUGAGUUCAGCUGGGUUCGACCCGGUUCAUUUAGGUUCAAACGCGUUUAAGCAAGCGAGUACUCUGUUGGCUUUGUUCGCUGGCGGUGAUGGGUAUAGAGUGGAGGAGAAUAAUGGGUGUCUUAUGCUUGGGUGGCACACGAGGUCACUCAUUGCUACCUCCGCGUGGAAGCUUCCACUCAUUGAGUCCAAGUGAGUUGACUCGAUGGAGUGUUAAGAGCGAGUUUCAAUUAAUUUGAAUGGAAUAUUGGAUGGAUUAAUCAUGAAAAUAUGACCAAUUAGGGUGGAAGAUUAGUUGAAACUUGAACUUUGAUGUUGAUGACUGAAAAGUGACUCAGUGAGUGGGUGAGUGAGUGAACGAGCGAGCGAGGCAGGGUGAAAUAAAGAGUAAAAAAAAAAAGUUUUAAAAAACAAUGAAAGUUCUGUCUGUAAUUUGUAAUUGUAAUGUUAAUUUCGAUAUUACUAGUGUUUUUUCUUGCUCUAAAUUAAAUAAUUUUUUUAAUUAAUGAGCUAGAAGAUGUAUCUGUUUUUCUUAA